Molecule: messenger RNA, 4382 nt
Organism: Saccostrea cuccullata (small rock oyster)
Lineage: Eukaryota; Metazoa; Mollusca; Bivalvia; Ostreida; Ostreidae
Product: trifunctional purine biosynthetic protein adenosine-3-like
Exons: 21
Coding region: 39-3035 (998 amino acids)
Biological process (GO): adenine biosynthetic process; 'de novo' IMP biosynthetic process
Cellular component (GO): cytosol
Molecular function (GO): metal ion binding; phosphoribosylformylglycinamidine cyclo-ligase activity; phosphoribosylamine-glycine ligase activity
Source: RefSeq, a predicted model, not a curated record
AUUUAGUUUCAACGUUUUGUCAACUUUGAUAGAUUGUCAUGGCAACAGUUUUAGUGUUAGGAGGAGGAGGGCGUGAGCAUGCGUUGGCAUGGAAGCUGGCCCAGUCAGCUGAUGUCCGUCAUGUUUAUGUGUCCCCUGGUAAUGCUGGAACAGAGAGCUGCCCCAAAACAAACAAUGUAGAUGUGAAUGUGAAGAACUUUACAGCAGUGGUAGAAUUCUGUCAGAAGGAGUCCGUAUCUUUAGUUGUGGUUGGACCAGAAGACCCCCUGGCUGCUGGGAUAGCCGAUCACCUGAAUAGUCAUGGAAUCCCCUGUUUUGGCCCCAGUGCUAAGGCUGCCCAGAUAGAGGCCAGUAAGGAUUUCUCCAAACAGUUCAUGUCCAGACAUGGAAUCCCCACAGCCAGGUUCUGCAGCUUCAGGGACGCCAAGGAGGCAUGUCAGCACAUCAACCAAGCUGACUACCCUGCCUUAGUGGUGAAAGCUAGUGGACUGGCCGCAGGGAAGGGGGUGGUGGUCACCAAAACUAAACCCGAGGCCUGUCAGGCUGUGUGUGACAUGUUAAAUAACAAGGUGUUUGGUUCAGCAGGAGAGACAGUGGUUGUAGAAGAACUCCUGACGGGAGAUGAAGUCUCGUGUUUAGCUUUCUGUGAUGGUUCCACGAUAUCCAUGAUGCCCCCCGCACAGGAUCAUAAACAACUGAAUGAUGGAGACACAGGCCCCAACACAGGGGGAAUGGGGGCCAUUUGUCCUUAUCCGUUGAUAUCAGACAAAGAUUUGGAGAUCAUUAGAAAGGAGAUAUUACAGAGAGCUGUGGAUGGGAUGAAGAAGGAGGGCUAUCCAUUUAUUGGUGUUCUUUAUGCUGGGGUAAUGCUAACAUUUGCCGGACCAAAAGUUCUGGAGUUUAACUGUCGAUUUGGAGACCCAGAAACUCAAUCUAUCCUGCCUCUACUGGAGUCUGACCUGUAUGAAAUAUGUCAAGCCUGUGUGGAGGGAAAACUCACCCACAACCUCCCACAGUUUACCUCUGACCUGUAUACAGCGGGGGUGGUGCUAGCCAGUGGGGGAUACCCUGGGAUGUACAAGAAAGGGUUACCUAUCUCAGGUAUAGAUGGGGUGGAGAAGUUAGGACCCAGAGUUCUGGUGUUCCAUGCAGGGACGGCCAAGCAGGAGCAGGGUAUAGUGACCAGUGGUGGGCGUGUCCUGGCUGUCGUGGCCGUGAACUCUGACCUCCAGUCAGCCUGUACAGAAGCUGAGAAGUGGGCAGGGUUUAUCAAGUUUGAUGGAGUGUAUCACAGAUCUGAUAUUGGAUUCAGGGUGUUGGACAGGCAUCAAAAAACAAUGUUACCCCAACUCUCAUACCAAGAUUCCGGAGUUAACAUUGAGGCUGGUAACAGUCUGGUUAAGGCCAUUCAGCCAUUGGCUAAAGACACCAUGAGACCUGGAUGUGAUGCUAGUCUGGGUGGAUUUGGUGCUUUGUUUGACAUCAAAGCUGCAGGAUUUACUGAUCCUAUACUGGUGUCUGGUACAGAUGGAGUGGGCACAAAACUUAAGAUAGCUCAGGAAGUGGGUGACCAUUCGACCAUUGGUCAGGACUUGGUGGCCAUGUGUGUAAAUGACAUCCUGGUACAGGGGGCGGAGCCUCUGUUUUUCCUGGACUAUUUUGCCACAGGUCACCUGAAUGUAGACACAGCCAGGGAAAUUAUCACAGGGAUAGCCACAGGCUGUAGACAAGCCAGGUGUGCCCUUGUGGGGGGAGAGACAGCUGAGAUGCCAGGAAUGUAUCAGGGAGGGGAGUACGAUCUGGCUGGGUUUGCUGUCGGAGCUGUGGAACGUGGACAAAUUCUACCCAGGAUGCAACAGAUGCUGGAGGGGGAUGUUCUGAUUGGUUUGGCUUCCAGUGGUCUCCAUAGUAACGGGUUCAGUCUGGUGAGGAAGGUGGUGGAAAUGUUUGGGUUGAGAUAUGAUGCUCCCUCCCCCCUCAGUAAAGGGAAAACCCUGGGAGAGGAGCUUUUGGUACCCACAAAGAUUUAUGUCACAGAAUUACUUCCCUUGAUGAAUCAGGGUCAUGUGAAAGCUUUUUGUCACAUCACAGGAGGAGGUUUACUGGAGAAUCUCCCCCGCGUUUUACCGGGACAUUUGAAGGCUCAGAUUGAUGCCAGCCUGUGGGUGAUGCCUGCAGUCUUUGGUUGGCUGGCUCACAAGGGCAACAUUACGGCCAGUGAGAUGGCUCGGACAUUUAACUGUGGAGUGGGUGGGGUUCUAGUGAUUGACAGAUCCCAGACAGAGUUUGUACUACAACAUUUACUGACCUCAGGGCUGAAGGCCUCGGUCAUAGGAAAACUUCAGGACAAGCAAGGGGGAGAGAGUGUUGAAAUCAAGAAUCUACAAAAAGCAUUGACCGAGUCAUGGAAGGUCCCUUGUGUCUCUAAGAAAAAGAAAGUUGGAGUUCUUAUUUCUGGAUCAGGAACCAAUCUUCAGGCUUUGAUAGACAGCACUAGAGGAGAAAAUAACAGCUCUUCUGAAAUUGUCCUUGUCAUCUCAAAUAAGGCAGGGGUACAGGGACUGGAGCGUGCUCAGAAGGCAGGGAUCACAACUAAGGUGAUUAACCACAAGGAGUUUGGGAGUCGUGUAGAGUUUGAUUUGGAGGUAGACAGAGUUCUGAGAGAGGCCUCAGUGGAUAUUGUUUGUCUGGCCGGCUUCAUGAGAAUUUUGUCAGGAGAGUUUGUGAAGAAAUGGAGGGGACACUUGUUAAACGUUCAUCCCUCACUGCUGCCUUCCUUCAAAGGUCAUAAUGCACAUGAACAAGUCCUGGCCUCGGGGGUCAGGAUUUCUGGGUGUACGGUCCACUUUGUAGAGGAGGAAGUUGAUGCCGGGGCCAUUGUUGUCCAGGAGUCAGUUCCGGUGUAUCCCAGGGAUACUGUCACCUCAUUGGCUGAGAGAGUAAAGAGGGUGGAGCAUAAAGCCUUCCCACGAGCCCUAGAACUGGUGGCCAGUGGUCAAGCGGUUCUGAAGGAUGGAGUCAUACAGUGGGGUUAGAGAAAGUGGACAGAGGUGUAAUACAAUAAGAUAAAUCUACUCAGGAAAGUAUAACCGGAAUAUUUUUUUCAAAGACUAAAUAAGUUGGAUCCAUUUUUUUUUCAAAAAUAUGCAAUUAAUUAGAAAUUCAUUAGUGCUCUACAAAUGUAUUUGUAGACCCCUGCUAUUCUGCUUUGUUUAUGCUUUCUCCUUGCAAAAAGUAACUUUUUGGACCGCACUUUAAAGGAAUCAACUAUUCAGUUUUAUUUGAUUAUUACAGAAAAAACCAUUGCUGCACAAACAAAGAAGUAGCCUUGUGAUAUUGUUAUAUUAUUAAUUUUUUGCAAGAAUUGCCAAGAAUACAAAUAAAUACAAUAGUUUCACAAAGAAAAAAAAAUUUAAACAUGCUAUCCAUAAAAUUUGGAACUCUUCUUUCCUAUAGCUUACCUGUCUUUGUAUACAGACAUUUCUUUUUUUAAAAAACUUGCAAAUAUGAAAUUCUACAAAUAUUUUUUGCAUUUAUCUAUGGUUUGAUUCAAGGAGAUGUACUAUAGACAUGACAUUUUGUCUCAAAUAAGACAUGAUUGAAUACAUCUUGCAGCAAAACACCAAAUCCUCAAAAAGGAAGAAACAAGCUCUCAUUACUAAAAUAAAGGAAAAGCGAAGACAAAUUUAAGGGAGAUAACAUACACUGUUGAAUGAAGUUUGUAUCUAUCUGAGCCAUUAAUUUGAACCAUAUUGUUUACCAUUGUCAUAUGUUACAAUAGUAUGUGAUGUAAGAGUGUAAUAAAAUCUAUAAUCAGAGUUAAUUUUAACACUACACUGGUAUCAGUUGCUUCUGUGUAUUUCUUUUUUUUUUAUUAUGAAUUUAAUUCUAAGCAUAAUAAAUACAAUGGUGACCAUGUUAUUUGACGUCUAUAUACCAUACACAAGAAUCUGAAAUAUUUGUUUUAUUGACCUUUGAACUUUUGUCCAAUAUGUCCAUCUUGAUCCUCAUAUUUUACAAAAAGACUUAUUUACUUUCUUUUUCACCUGUCAAGUUGAUUAUAAAGUUUAAGUCUGAACAAUUUUUGUUUUUUGAUUGUUUGUAAUGCAAUAAAUUGUGAUUUUUUUUAUGGUUAUUUUCUCUACAUUAAAGUGAGGAAACCCAAGAUAUGUACAUUAAAAGUGCCAUACUCAGAACCAUCGUAUUAGUUUUAUGAUAUACAUGUAGCUUAAGUUGUAACUUACUAGUAUUUAAGAAAAACAUAAUACUCUCCAUAUAUGUGUACAUUCAAAAUACUAACAUUUACAAGUACAUUGUAUGUGAUCUUUAUUAUGAAGGUCUUCAGGCAAUAUGGGUCUAUCUCAUAUGUACAUCCUGAUAUA